CUCCGGAUGACCCCCGAGCAUGCGAGAACAGCAGGACUCGUCGCCAUCGCCGCCUUCAGGUACACGGCGGGUGGUCGGAAAUAAGGGAGAUACGAUUAUCAUGUUCCGAUCACACGGAAUUCAUUCACGUAAGGCAGUGGAGGAGAUGCGGGAGCAUAAAGGGAUAUAAGAUACCGGGACGAGUCCGCGGUCACAGAGCGAGCAUCCAGACCACGGAGACCCUCACAGCGAACCGUCACCAUCAACCCCGCCUCCCUUCCGCAUCCCUUCCAAUCUUAUUCAAUUCCCAAACAUGGCCUCAUACCCUCCCAGAAAGUGCUGCUUCCAGGGCGUCAAGCACGAAGGCGACGCGUCUGGCGAAUUCAUCACCAUUGGUGACUUUGAAGUCUAUAAGAAGGCUCCCGAGGGGCCCACCGAGAAGGCUAUCAUCCUGUUGACCGAUAUUCUUGGCCACCGCUUCAACAAUGCCCAGUUGAUCGCGGACCAGUUCGCCGCCAAUGGCUACCUCGUCCUGAUCCCCGAUCUCUUCUAUGGCGACCCCAUCCCCAUUGGUGGAGCUGCCGGUCUGGAGCUCCCCAAGUGGCUCCAGGGCGAAUACCACGAGAAGAAGAUUGCGCACACUCCCCCGGUCAUCGACCCCAUCUUGGAAAAGACCAUUGCUGAACUGCGCACCAAGUACAACAUCAAGAAAAUCGGAGCCAUCGGGUACUGCUUCGGCGCCAAGUACGUUGUGCGGUUCCUGAAGCCCGACCAGGGCAAGGUGGACGUGGGCUUCCUGGCGCACCCCAGUCUGGUGGAGAAGGAGGAGUUGGAGGCCAUCAAGGGCCCUCUGGCGAUUGCGGCGGCCGAGAAGGACCACGUCUUUCCGGCAGAGAAGCGCCACGAGUCGGAGCAGGUCUUGGAGGCGCUGGCGCUGCCUUACGCCGUCACCCUCUAUGGCGGUGUCGGACACGGAUUUGCCCUUCGGGGAGACCUCAGCGACCCCAAGGUGCUGUUCGCCAAGGAGAAUGCGUUCAUCCAGGCUCUGCAGUGGUUUGAUGAGCACCUGAAGGCAUGA
Messenger RNA from Aspergillus ibericus CBS 121593, 1057 nucleotides. RefSeq names its product alpha/beta-hydrolase. The coding region runs from base 293 to 1057 and encodes 254 amino acids. NCBI's taxonomy places the organism in Eukaryota, Fungi, Ascomycota, Eurotiomycetes, Eurotiales, Aspergillaceae. The transcript is spliced from 4 exons. The record is from RefSeq and is a predicted model, not a curated record. Gene Ontology annotation, molecular function: hydrolase activity.